AGUGAUGUCAUAUCCGUUGUCCAGGUCUCCACACCUCUCUCAGCUGUUACUCCCUUUAUCUUUUUCUUGGGUCAAAACUUUUGAGGUAGUCUGGCUAUAUAGCCGCAGGAGAGAAAAGGUAAAUUGGGGAGCGCGGCUUGGAGGAGCUUCAGCACCUCGGUCAGCGACCACUGCAGCUCUAUCCACUCCUAGAGCUCGCGGACUCCCAGCCCUGAGAAUGCCUGCGGAAUGAUCGCCCCCCAGGGCGGCUGCCGCUACUGCCGCUACUGCUAUCGCUGCUGCUGCUACUACUGCCGCCGCCUCUUCUCCACUCAGCUCUGACUGGCAGGCAGAAAGUGCAACUGACGAAGGGAAAGGUCUCCGCAGUGAGAGUGGAGUGGCUACAUGAAAGAGAGUAAACAGGGGCAAAAACCCAGAUCAGAAUGCAGGCGGCAUCCAACCUACUCAAUCUCCUGCUGCUGUCUUUGCUUGCUGGAUUAGACCCUUCCAAGACUCAGAUUAGUCCCAAAGAAGGAUGGCAGGUAUACAGCUCAGCACAGGAUCCUGAUGGACGAUGCAUUUGCACAGUGGUUGCUCCAGAACAAAACCUGUGCUCCCGGGAUGCCAAAAGCAGGCAGCUUCGCCAGCUGCUGGAAAAGGUUCAAAACAUGUCUCAGUCUAUUGAAGUCUUAAACUUGAGAACUCAGAGAGAUUUCCAAUAUGUUCUAAAAAUGGAAACCCAAAUGAAAGGGCUGAAGGCCAAGUUUCGGCAGAUUGAAGAUGACCGGAAGACACUAAUGACCAAGCAUUUUCAAGAGUUGAAAGAGAAGAUGGACGAGCUCCUGCCCUUGAUUCCUGUGCUGGAACAGUACAAAACAGAUGCCAAGUUAAUCACCCAGUUCAAGGAGGAAAUCCGGAAUCUGUCUGCCGUCCUCACUGGAAUUCAGGAGGAAAUUGGAGCCUAUGACUAUGAGGAACUACAUCAAAGGGUGCUUAGCUUGGAAACCAGACUUCGUGACUGCAUGAAAAAGCUAACAUGUGGCAAAUUGAUGAAAAUCACAGGCCCAGUUACAAUCAAGACAUCUGGAACCCGAUUUGGCGCUUGGAUGACAGAUCCCUUAGCAUCUGAAAAAAAUAACAGAGUUUGGUACAUGGACAGUUAUACUAACAAUAAAAUUGUCCGUGAGUACAAAUCAAUUGCAGAUUUUGUCAGCGGGGCCGAAUCGAGGACAUACAACCUCCCUUUCAAAUGGGCAGGAACUAACCACGUUGUCUACAAUGGCUCACUCUAUUUUAACAAGUAUCAGAGUAACAUCAUCAUCAAAUACAGCUUUGAUAUGGGGAGAGUGCUUGCCCAAAGAAGCCUGGAGUAUGCUGGUUUUCACAACGUUUACCCUUACACAUGGGGUGGGUUCUCUGACAUCGACCUAAUGGCUGAUGAAAUCGGGCUGUGGGCUGUGUAUGCAACUAACCAGAAUGCAGGCAAUAUUGUCAUCAGCCAACUUAACAAAGAUACCUUGGAGGUAAUGAAGAGCUGGAGCACUGGCUAUCCCAAGAGAAGUGCGGGGGAAUCCUUCAUGAUCUGUGGGACACUGUAUGUCACCAACUCCCACUUAACUGGAGCCAAGGUGUAUUAUUCCUAUUCCACCAAAACCUCCACAUAUGAGUACACGGACAUUCCCUUUCAUAACCAGUACUUUCACAUAUCCAUGCUUGACUACAAUGCAAGAGAUAGAGCUCUUUAUGCCUGGAACAAUGGUCACCAGGUCCUAUUCAAUGUCACCCUUUUCCACAUCAUUAAGACUGAGGAUGACACAUAAGCAAACGUAAUUUGUGUUCAUUGAUCUAAACUGUGUCAUCUGUGAUAAACUCUAUAGGACCCCUUCUGGUUUUCCUUUAUAAUAACUUUCAUCAUUUCUCCAAAGCAUUUUUUGUUAUAAAGUUGGUGUUUCAAAAAACA
Balaenoptera musculus (blue whale) is the source of this 1939-nucleotide messenger RNA. It is a transcript of the gene OLFM3, whose product is annotated as olfactomedin 3. The transcript is spliced from 6 exons. Gene Ontology annotation, biological process: signal transduction. NCBI's taxonomy places the organism in Eukaryota, Metazoa, Chordata, Mammalia, Artiodactyla, Balaenopteridae. The coding region runs from base 423 to 1799 and encodes 458 amino acids. The record is from RefSeq and is a predicted model, not a curated record.